Messenger RNA from Schistosoma turkestanicum, 2126 nucleotides. The record is from the annotation of a GenBank genome assembly. NCBI's taxonomy places the organism in Eukaryota, Metazoa, Platyhelminthes, Trematoda, Strigeidida, Schistosomatidae.
AUGAAUCAUGGUUAUAAAAGUGAUAGUGAAGUGCAUCAUCACAGCAGUCGUAAAUCAUCACCAUCCUCCUCCUCCUCCUCCUCCACUAAAUUCACAUUUUCAUCUCCAUUCAGCAAUGAAGUAAAAUUUGCAUUUCCUAACUUAACCAAACGUUCAACUUCAUUGUCUGACUUAUUUGAUAAUCAAUGUAUACAAUUGAAAACGUCUCUUUUAUCCAAUUCUUUUGUAUCUGAAAAAAAUGUUUCACAUUACAAUUUCUUUUUAUCAUCAACCUUUUCUAGUUCUUCUUCUUCCUCUUCUUCUUGUUCAAUUGAUCAAGAAAAUGAUAAUAUUAUAACAGAUCAUAGUAUUUCACGAAUAAUUGAAAAAUUCCGUACACCUAAAACACUGAAAGAUCGUUUAGGUAUUACAAUGACUUCUGCAAUCGGCAAUUAUUGGUUCCAACGAACUAUCACUUUGAAAAAGCAAUCACGGGGAUGUCAUUAUGUUACAGAUGAAAUUAAAAAAGCUUUGCCAGAAAUUGAAAAACUACAAAUGGGUAUUUUACAUCUUUUUAUUCAGCAUACAUCAGCUACUCUGACAGUUAAUGAAAGUUGGGAUCCGUCUGUAAAAACAGAUAUGGAAAUGGUUCUUAAUCAUCUCGUACCUGAGUCACUUAAAUACAAACACUCUUGUGAGGGUCCUGAUGAUAUGCCUGCACAUGCAAAACAAGCAUUACUUGGUGGACCGAGUAUUAGUGUGCCAAUUACGAAUGGUCAGUUAGCCUUAGGUACUUGGCAAGGAAUAUGGCUUUGUGAACAUCGAAAUUCUGGUUCUCCACGUAAAGUAGUGGCCACAAUACAAGGAUGCCUAAGACAAUGAAUUUGCUGAUUGAUUACUUGUGUAUAUUGCUGAUGUUAUUUUUUUUUUCUAAAAUUUUGUUCAAUGAUUACUUGCUUGUGUAAGUGAUUGGUGCUUAUAACAUUCCAAUUACUUUCAAUGUAAUUUUUUCAAUGAUUCAUAUAUUUUUUGCUUAAAAUAACACAUGAAUAAUGUAAAGCUUCAACUUCAACUACUUAGCUUUUCCUGCUGUUUGCUUUAAUUCCUAUCUUUUUCAUUUGUAAAAACGUUUGUUUCUUGUUACAUAUCAUUGUCGUGUUAUUUUUUCUAACACUUAUUUUCAUGAUGUUAAGUGUUUUCUUCAUUUGAGUACUUUGUUCUAAAUGAAACCUGUAGAAAGUAUGUGAUAACUACUUGAAGUUUUGAAUCCUAUCUUUAGUGGGAGAGUUACGGGUACACACUAUUGAGGUCGCCCCAUACUACGAUGGAAAAGCUUUCCAAUCGUUCUGUUUUGUAAUGACUGUUGAGUCAUAGUCAGCUCGUGUUUUAAACUGUCCUUGUAUAUUGUUGUUCUGUACUUACAUUUGCUCUUUAUUGUAGGUUUCGUUUGCAUUGAAAUUUAUUAGUUGUCAGAUGAAUAACAAAUUAAUGUAUUCGUUGGGUUCUAGACAAAAAAUCUAUGCUCAACAGUAUUUUGCAAAUUAUUAUGUAUCUCUGAAUCAUAUGUUUUUGUCUCUUGUACUACUUUAGUGAAGUGUCGCAUAAACUACAUGGAUGCCUAGGUAUUGUAUUUCUUAUGCCGAUUAUGUGAACCAAGAAAAGUGUUUUUGAUACUCUAUUAGAUAUACUCCUCUGUGACUGUAAAUAUUCCUUUGGUACACAGUACUGCAAUAUGGUAUAUCAAUUCCAAAUGUUGAAAUAUUCAAUGCUCUUACAAACAAGUGUGAUAUUAAACAACUUGAUGUUGAGAUGGCUCACAAAAGCCUCCAGAGGCACCCAAGAAACCAAAGCACGAUCAUAUGAACUCAGAUCGAUAGAAUUUUUGAAAUGUCCAUCACUAACUGCGGAUAGGAUGUUCUAAAGAUGUUUUAACUAUACACGAAAAACCAUAAAUAUACAUUUAUUUCCUGUACAUUUCGACACCUACUGAAGUAAAAUAUUCUUCUGAUUUUCUUCCGGCUUUUGAUUUGAACCAUGUGGAGCGAUUCUUUUAGUCCCAAUGCCAAUGUUUGUAUUGUGUAUUAGCUCUAUGUAGUAACAGAAUUAAAAUUUUGAAAUGUACGUAAAAUAUAGCCGUUUAAUUAUGA